Molecule: messenger RNA, 4072 nt
Organism: Perca flavescens (yellow perch)
Lineage: Eukaryota; Metazoa; Chordata; Actinopteri; Perciformes; Percidae
Product: junctophilin-1
Exons: 7
Coding region: 289-2325 (678 amino acids)
Cellular component (GO): endoplasmic reticulum membrane; plasma membrane; junctional membrane complex
Source: RefSeq, a predicted model, not a curated record
CACGUGUAUCUUAGCAGUCUUCACUUCAGGGUGGGAGAGUCUUCCAGCACUCAGCAGUGGAGCGACACUGGCAGCCGUGGCGGCCGCCUCUCACCCUCCCACGUCCCGUUUUCAGUAAUCGACACUGAUGCGCCCAGCCGCCUUCAGUCCCCGUUCCCUCACAGCUCUGCUGAGAGCUGGCGUUUUCACCGGGGUUCCCUGUCAUCAUUACCGCGCAUUUUAUAACAACUCACACACUCUGGACUUCAUAAUAAGCCACCGAGUAGUACUUUAACCCUCCGUUUCUGAAUGACGGGCGGUCGGUUCGACUUUGACGAUGGUGGCACCUACUGCGGAGGCUGGGAGGAUGGCAAAGCCCACGGCCAGGGUGUGUGCACCGGGCCCAAGGGCCAGGGCGAGUACUCGGGCUCGUGGUCCAACGGUUUCGAGGUGGUCGGUGUCUACACCUGGCCCAGCGGGAACGUGUAUCAGGGCUACUGGGCGCAAGGGAAACGUCACGGACUCGGCGUAGAAACCAAGGGGAGGUGGAUUUACCGGGGAGAGUGGACUCACGGGUUCAAGGGCCGCUAUGGAGUCCGUCAGAGCCUUAAUACACCGGCCAGGUACGAGGGCACCUGGAGUAACGGACUGCAGGACGGAUAUGGCGUGGAGACGUACGGUGAUGGAGGUACCUACCAGGGUCAGUGGACUGGUGGGAUGCGUCAUGGCUACGGCGUGCGUCAAAGUGUUCCGUACGGUAUGGCCUCUGUCAUCCGCUCACCCCUACGCACCUCACUGUCUUCCCUCCGCAGUGAGCAGAGUAAUGGUACAGUACUGCGUGACAGCCUGUCUGACAGCCCUGCUGGUACACGCGGUGGCUUUGUACUCAACUUCCACUCAGACGGAGAAGGUUCAGAGAAGAAGAAGGGUCUUUUUCGCCGUGGCUCCCUCUUCGGCAGCCUUCAGCGAUUGCGCAAAUCAGACUCGCGCUCAUCCAUUUCCAGUAAGCGCAGCUCAGCACACAGUGACACCACCAUGAGCCGCAUCAGCUCAAGCGACGCCAACUCCACUAUUAGCUUUGGAGACGGAGACCCAGGCGAUGACUACCUGCCUCUGGAGGACAAUGUGGAUGCCACCACCACCGAGUCAUACAUGGGGGAGUGGAAGAAUGACAAGCGCAGUGGCUUUGGUGUCUCAGAGCGCUCUAACGGCAUGAAGUACGAAGGUGAGUGGUUGAACAAUAAGCGCCAUGGCUACGGCUGCACCAUCUUUCCUGAUGGCACCAAGGAAGAAGGCAAGUACAAGAACAACGCGCUUGCCCGGGGCAUCAGGAAGCAGCUGAUCCUGCUGAAGAACACCAAGACCAAACAGAAGGUGGAUCGAGCCAUUGAGGGAGCAGUGAGAGCAGCAGCUAUCGCCAGAACCAAAGUAGAGAUUGCCAUCUCCAGGACGUCCCAUGCCCGGGCCAAAGCGGAGGCUGCAGACCAGGCUGCACAGUCAGCCAGUCAGGAUUCAGAUAUUGCUAGAGCUGUGGCCAGAGAGCUCUCCCCGAGCUUCCAUCAGCCAGGCCCUGACUACAUACGGCAGAAGUAUAAUGAGCCAGUAGAGGUAAAGGAGGUUCCUGUGGAGGAGAAAAAGGAGAAGUCUUCAUCAGGGAGCCCUCAUUUCUACCGGAAAGGCACAACACCCAACCAGUCUCCAUCUCAGAGCCCAGAUCCCAGCCCCACUCCUUCACCCACUGUUGUUAAAAAGACCUUUUUUAACAGUAAAGUUGAUGCUGCCGUCACUCCUGGGAAAGAGAACAAAACCACAACAGCUGAGUCUUUGACAGCAGGCAUUUCAAAAACAGCAUCAAAACUUUCUUUCAGACAGGAAGUGAGGCAACAGGAGGACCCUCCAGCAGUCAAACCAGAUGUUACCAUGACAGUCAGCAGUUACCCCAGCAAUGGGCAGAUUCACUCCCAGUAUCACGGUUACUAUGUCAAGGCAGAUGUCAAGAUUCCGCCACCUGAAGAACCAACUGGUGGGGAGGAUGACCUUCACCCAUUAAGCCUUGCACGCUUGCCGCCACCUGCCAAACAGAUUUGGACACCAGCACUAAAAUCCCUGCCCACCCCUAGCCCUUCCCCAGUCCCAUCUAAAGAGGACACCAAAGCACCAGAACCUCCCAAGCCAAAACGGCAGGAAUCAACCAAACCAAAGAGCCUAGCAGAAACCAAGAAAGCUAGUGUGGAAAUAGCCCCUGAAAUUGUAGAGGAGGAAUCGGGCCCGAACUCUAUCUUGGUGGCUCUAGUGAUGCUGUUGAACGUAGGUCUAGCAAUCAUUUUUGUCCAUUUCCUCACCUGACCAAAUCUGAAAUCAGGGGACUCAUCCAAACUAGUUGCCCAAGUCGCUAACUCUCCAUCAGCCAAAUGGCCAAAAAUGGCACCCCUCAGAACGGCAGACACGAGCAAAACGGAGGACUGAAAAUAGACGCAUGAAGGUGGAGAAGAAGUGGGGGGAAACACAUGGAGGAGAGAGAGGGGAAAAGCAGAGAGAGAGAGAAAUAUGAAACCACCCCACCCCACCCCCUCUCUCUGGAUGGACUGAAUGAUUUGACUUGACUUGAUUGAACUGGCAAUGAUGAUUUGUGACUCCACUUAGGUGUGUGAAAGCUGUUGGUUGGAAAUGGGAGCCACAAGUAUGGAUUCUCUAUCAGGUUUAGAAAUAACUGGAAGAGUUCAGUGAAUGUGAGUGAGGCCUGGCAUCUAUACUACCUAUAAAUGCCUGCAAUGUGCGUGCUUGUCUGUCUGUCUGUCCAUUUUCAUCCAACUGUUCAGCAAAUUUGGGAGUUUUGAAAGGGUUCAAUAAAAGGUUUGUGCGUCAUCCAGCUGAGUUGAAGAUCAUUUUUCCCAAUUUAAAUGAUCAACCAGAAAAACAGAGAGAGCCUUUACAAUGUUGAUUAGUAAUGGAAAUGUAAUUAUUGUCAAAGUUGGUAAUAUGCCAUGCUUUCAUUCUAUUAAACUACCAUAAGAUCGGCCACUUAUACUUAUUACAAUUACAAUAUUUAGAACACAUUUGCAGGUUGUGGUAAUCAGAAAGCCAAUUUUGAGUUGUAGUGCACUGUGUUUGCACUAUUCCCUGGGGCCUUUAUUAUUUAGUCAAUGUCUAUCUGCUGUCAUCUGCUGCAUGUGUUUAUUACAGUGAGAAAGUAUGUUCAGCUUCGAGUAAGCAUGCACAUUUUUGCAAUGACGGAGGAACUUUUGUUGAAUUUUGCGGCUUAUACUCAACUUUUGUUUUUUACAAAACAAUCCACACAAAACUAUUUGCGUGUGUGUGUGUGUGUGUGUGUGAGUGUGGAUAUGGGUGGGUGGGUGGUGGACUGGAUAUGUUUAGAGAUGCACUUUAAGCUGAUGGAUGCCAACAGCUGCCUUACUAUUUUACAGAGUGACGUGCUGGUGGGUGAGAAGGGCCCAUGCGGGAAUGUAAAGCGCUUGGCUGAUUCUCCCUCUGCCAUGUCCUGGGAGAGUGGCUCUAUUUCUAUCAGUCUGUGUAUCGAUCUGUUCAUAUCUGUUUUCUGUGGGUCUCAGUGCCUGCCGUUUACACACCACAUCAGGUGUAUACCUGAGGUGAUAAGACAAUCAUAGGAGUUUAUAGCAUUUGUAAAACAUAACCACAGCCUAAUAGUUUUAAAAUGGUUCAUUGCAAUUUUGCAAACAGUGUUAUUCCAUAGUGUAUUUCCUACUUGCAAUUAAUGAAUGAAUGGUUGAAAGAUUCCUUUUGACAUGGCCUUCACUGAUACUUGCUGAACUAUUAAUUUAUGUUACGAUAUUUCCAUUUAUGUUCCCACAGUCCUGAUUACUAUUGUUCUUAAUUUUACAUUGACUCAUCUAUCCUAAUGAUAGAGCAUGGAGUAUGAUAACAGUAUAUACCAUAUAGGAUUGUAUUUGACAAAACCCAAUUUAGAAGAUUUAGAUAGACUCCCUGAUUUCAUAAUGUGUAACCUCCUAGCUCACUGUUUGAACAUGUUUAGAAGCUUAGCUGUGUAAAAUUUCAAGCUAGUGGUAAAAACAUUUCAACAAUUAUUGUGACGAGUUACUGAGUAAGUGAAUAA